UCAUCAAGUGCUGUCUGAAAAAUUAAAUUAUUUUAUAUUAUGUUAUAUAAAGAAAACAAAAGAAGGCGUUGCUGGAUCGUUAAGGGAGGAGACCCUAGAUUUGCUGAAGAUUGUUUGUAAUUAUGCUCUGGGUUUCUUCAGGGCCUUGUUUAUUCUUUGUGAUUAGCUAUUGGAAUUUAAUAUAUUUGGUUGGUUCUAGUAUCUUCAAGAUCUCAAGUUUCUUUUGAAUUGGAAGACGGCGAUGUGUUGUGUAUGUAUUUCUCAACAGGAAAAUUCAGUUCGUGGAUGUUGUUGUAAACCUGGCUGUCCUUCCUUCUGCCUUGAGAUAGAGAGAGAAAAUCUAACGUCAUCUGAUAUGCAUUCAAACAGCAGGGAGAACGAAAAUGCAGCUUUACAUACAAGUCAAGAACAAACAAAACAUUCUAUUCUUCAUUCAGAGGAGCUUGAAAGCAAAGAUUCAUUGGGAAAUACUGACAAGAAUAGGUUGGAUGUAAUGCUGGAAAGAUCUGGAGAUAGUACUGAUGAUAAAUUUGGACUUCAUCAUAGCAGGACCUUGGAAGAUGUUCGAUCCAUAAUAGAUGGAGAUGAAUCGGAUGGAUCAGAGAGUGCCAUUGACAGCAGUAAUCCAUCAUUUCUAUCGACUACAGAAACCGAUCCAGCCAUCUGGGAGCUACCUGAACCAGCAGACAUCAACAUGGACAGUGUGGCCAACAAUGAUGAUGAUGAUGAAUACAGUGAUGGGACGAAAUGGGGUCAGUCGAGUUGUUUAAGUGGUUUUGAUGUAGAAAACGGAAGCAAUAUUAAAGAAGAGCGGCAGAAAGCAAUGAUGGAGGCAAUGAAUGGGCAAUUUAAGAUACUUGUGAGUCGAUUUUUGGCAUCGGAGGAUAUAAGUUUUUCUGAAGGAGGGAAUGGCGAUAAGUGGCUGGACAUAGUUGCUUCCUUAUCGUGGGAGGCAGCUUUGCUUAUCAAGCCUGAAGCGAGCAAGGGAAAGGCGAUGGAUCCCGGAUCAUAUGUAAAAGUGAAAUGUGUUGCAACUGGAGCUCGUACGCAAAGUGAAGUGAUCAGAGGGUUAGCAUUUAAGAAAAACACUGCACACAAGCACAUGCCAACGAAGUGCAAGAAUCCUAGACUCUUACUUCUGAAGGGAGUCCUUGGGCAUCGUGAAGUUGGGUUGUCAUCAUUCGAAUCAAUGUCAGAGGAAAAAGACGGUUAUUUAAAAUCCAUCCACGAGCUGAUAACAAAAUGCAACCCUAAUGUUGUUUUGGUGGAAAGAUCUGUUUCUCGUGACAUGCAAGAGUUUCUUUUGGAGAAAGGAAUGACUUUGGUCUUUGACAUGAAGCUUACACGUUUAAAUCGCAUUGCCCGUUGUAUUGGUUCUCCAAUUAUAUCUUGCACUGACAUUUUGACCUGUUCAAAGGUGAAGCAAUGUGAUAUGUUCCGCAUUGAAAAGUUUAUUGAGGAACAUAACUGUUCCAGUGAAGGUGGAAAGAGGUCAUCCAAAACUUUAAUGUUUCUGGAAGGUUUUCCUAAACCGUUGGGCUGUACGAUUUUGCUUAAAGGCGCGCCUAUUGUUGAAUUGAAGAAGAUCAAGCGUGUUCUCCAAUACACAGUCUUUGCAGCAUAUCAUUUAAUACUCGAAACUUCAUUUUUUGCCGAUCAAAGAGCCUUAUUUUCUGAUAUGUAUGCAGAAGGAAAUGGUUAUUUAAACGAGAAAACACUGCCUACAAAUUUUUGUGCUGAUGGUGACCGAGCUGGUAUUAUUGAAUCUUAUGCUCUGGAUGCUCCUAGCUCGAAUGGAUCUCUAGAAAAUUCUAUCAGAGUUUUUGUUAUGUCUGCUGCCGCUCGUGUGCCUCAUUUGUUGCUUUUAUCUGAUGCCAUACCCGUACUUGACAUGUUACGGCACCUGACACUUCCUUGGCAUAUUCUUGAACAUAUCCAUACGCUUAUCUCGGGGUUAUCCUCUAAGUGUGGGCAUUCACUGCACAGAGAUUGCCUUCGUUUUUUUGGAUUAGGCUCCAAAGUUGCAAUGUUUAGAUAUUCCUCAGUUGAAAUCUAUGCUGCGUGUAAGCCACCACCGGUAAUGUUGUUCAAUAAUCUAAAUGGACAGGAGUGGAUCAAGAGAGAGGCAAAAUCAGUGCUUCAAAAAGGAGAUCUACUUUUCUCGGAGGUUGCCAACUUUUUACAGAAGUUGAAGCAUGGGGAUUUUGGCGUGUUUCACAAACAAUCUAAGAACUCUUCAGCUGCAGUAAAAGAUCUUCGUAAAGUUGAAGAGAUGUUGAAUCAAGAGAAAUCUGAGUUUGAGGAAUCUUUGCUCAAAGCUAUCAACUUUAGUGGGCAAAUGGGAAUGGGUGUGAAUGAGAUUCUUAGUUUGAGUUGGUUGAAUCAGGAGCUUCUAUUUGAGCUAUACAUAUGGGAUCUUCGUUUACAAUCCCUUCUUCAGUGUACAAAAGAUAAUACCACUUCUGCCGAUGAAAUUCAAGAGAAGAAUUCAGGAAAUUGUGAUAUGGAUAAUAAUGGAAACCAUCAGGUUGCUGAUUUGCAUAGUUCAGUUGAAAAUGGUCAUUCUGUGCCAGUGACUGCGAAUGCAUCAUUUGUCCAAGAUCAAGAAGAAUGUCUUUCAAGUUCUGAGGAUUCUUGUAAUUCCAAAACAAAUGACCCCAAUGAGUGGAUUUGGACCAAUGCAGUCGAACUGCUGAGGGAUUACAGAAUCGACCUCCAUGGUGGUUCCUUGCAAAAAUUUGAUUACGUCCAUUCCUACACUCCAAAAUACUUAACCCCAAUAAAAUUGGUUGCCCAAGACAAAGAGUCAUUGCACUUUCCUCUAGGUGCUGAUGGCGGUGUUAUAUCAUUAUUCGAGGAUGACAUAUCAAGCAUAGUUUCAUGUGCAUUGGCUCUAUACGAGCAUCAAUAUGGUCAAACCGAAAACACAGAUGAGAAAGAUUUGCUCGAAGGCAAAGUAGAACCCAAUGUUGCAAUCGAGAACUCAGUGAGCCAACCAUCUGAUAGUACUAUAGCUUCUUCUUUUUGGUCAUCUAAUGGAUCUUUAGAGUCCGAAGGAAUCCACCCAUCUCGUAGCAUCUCAUCGAUUUCUUCUGAUGAAUCAGCGACAUCUUGUUCUGAAAGUUCGUUCCCUGUUGAUAGAUUGAUAGAUUCAGAGUGUCUUCAUCCUGAAAUCCCCGUUGGUUAUGGAAAACAAGCUGCAAGGAGUAAAUAUUCGGUUGUUUUAGUUCAUGCCAAAGAGUUCUAUGCUCUUCGAAAGAUGUGUUGUUCAUCUGAACUUGCUUACAUUUCUUCGCUAAGUCGUUCCAAGAAGUGGGAUGCUCAAGGUGGAAAGAGCAAAGCUUUCUUUGCGAAGACACUUGAUGAUAGAUUCAUCAUAAAACAAGUCAAGAAAACCGAGAUUGAUUCAUUUCUGAAGUUUGCCCCUGAUUAUUUUAAGCAUAUUUCUUUCUCCAUAAAAACAGGAAGCCAAACAUGUCUAGCAAAAAUCUUGGGAAUAUACCAGGUCAGACAAAAUAGAGGUGGCAAAGAAGUGAAAACUGAUCUGAUGGUGAUGGAAAAUCUUCUCUUCGGACGUAAUUUCACACGCACUUAUGAUCUCAAAGGCGCAAUUUUUUCCAGAUAUGUUUCAGAUCCUAAUGAUCCUGAGAAAAAGGUUCUUUUGGAUCAAAACUUUAUGGAAGAUAUGCGGAUAUCUCCCAUGUACAUUGCAGGAAGAAAUAAACAUCUCUUUCAACGGGCAAUCUGGAAUGAUACAUCCUUUCUAACUUCUAUUAAUGUGAUGGAUUACUCUUUGCUUGUGGGAGUGGAUAAGCAGAGACAUGAACUCGUAUUUGGUAUUAUCGAUUAUUUGAGACAGUAUACAUGGGAUAAGCAUCUAGAGAGCUGGGUCAAAUCUUCUCUGGUUCUUCCUAAAAAUUCAUUACCAACCGUUAUUUCCCCCAAGGAUUACAAAAAUAGGUUUAGAAAGUUCAUGUCGAAGUAUUUCUUGACCAUUCCAGAUGCUAUGGAAAGCUCAACGAUGCUCAAUGGAACCAAAACUUCAUCUAUUGAAAAUCUCCAGAGUAGUCAAGUCGCUGAAGUAUCAUAAAUUUGUUAAAUCCAAAUUUGUCUGUCCUGUAAAUAGUUGUUUAUCUAAGUUUUACCCAAUAUUUUGCGAUUUUUUAGCAAUUUUUUGGGGGUUAGUUGCUCCAUGUAAACUGGUGCUUAUUGGUACAUGUUCUUUUUGUAAUAUCAAAUUGUUGUAUACUGAUUGUAAAAAGACCCGCAGCAUGAUCAUUUGUAUUUCUGUUUGUUUUGAAAAAAAGUCCAGUGGGUUAAAAGGAUGAAA
Molecule: messenger RNA, 4330 nt
Organism: Asparagus officinalis (garden asparagus)
Lineage: Eukaryota; Viridiplantae; Streptophyta; Magnoliopsida; Asparagales; Asparagaceae
Product: putative 1-phosphatidylinositol-3-phosphate 5-kinase FAB1D
Exons: 14
Coding region: 242-4090 (1282 amino acids)
Biological process (GO): phosphatidylinositol phosphate biosynthetic process
Cellular component (GO): endosome membrane
Molecular function (GO): ATP binding; 1-phosphatidylinositol-3-phosphate 5-kinase activity
Source: RefSeq, a predicted model, not a curated record